UUGUCUGUGGUUAUAAUGUGUCUCCCACCUCAUAGUUUUACUCACUUUACUUUAUGUAGUCAUUUGACUUAAAGUCAAAGGAUUACGCUUUGCGAAUCGGUUAGAUCCAGUCAUUCAAAUGAACCGAUUCAAUAGAACGAUUCGUUGGUGAUUCGAACACCACUACCGCUCUUUUGUCCUCGCGGUGACUGACUGCAUAUGAUCCCGCUGAAUAUAAAUUAUUUAUUCCUCCGUUGACACGAUAUAUUCAUCAAUCAGAAGCUCGGAAGGAUGGUGUUAGUUCAUGUCGGAUAUUUGGUUCUUCCUGUCUUCGGCUCAGUGAGAAAUAGAGGAUCUAAUUUUAACAGGCAUCAGCAGAGUCAUGCUACCUCCUGCAGGCAUUUUCAUGUAGGCCCUCAGGCCCAGAUCCCUGUUGAUUUCCCAAUGCCCCAUCCAGGACAAUCUCAGAGCGGGAUGAGUCAUCACCUCGGCCCUGCGCACCAGCCCGCUGCAGCGUUACAUACCCCAAUCAACCACAUACCAGCACCACCCUUCCAGGACAUCCCAGCCCCACCCUUCCUACCUCAGGCUUUACACCAGCAAUACCUCAUCCAGCAGCAGAUCCUGGAGGCCCAGCACAGGAGAAUACUUCCACAGCCCAGCAGACACGCUCAAGACAGACCACUCCAUCACCCGCAGACGCUGCGCCCACCGUAUGAAUAUCCACCAUCCAUUCACGUGCCUCCACCACCACCAGUACCACAACAACCACGAUACCUGGCUGAGGGAACAGACUGGGAUUUGAGUGUGGAUCCAGGUCUACCACAGUAUCAUGUUCCUCCGCUCACUCAACAUUAUCAGCAUUACCUGACCUCUCAACGUCUGCAUCACUUCCCCAGAAACACAUCCUCUGCACAAGUGGUUGUUCAUGAGAUCCGAAACUACCCAUAUCCACAGUUACAUCUGCUGGCUCUUCAAGGUCUCAGUCCGUCUCGCCAUGCAUCUGCUGUACGUGAGAGUUAUGAGGAGCUUCUGCAGUUGGAGGACAGACUGGGCAACGUGAACAGAGGAGCCUUGCAAACCACCAUAGAGAGGUUUACAUUCCCUCACAAGUAUAAAAAGAGAAGACCUCUUGAGCUGAAGAUCGGGAUGGAUGAAGACGAGCUGGACACAGAUGAGAAAUGCACCAUUUGCCUCUCAAUGCUUGAAGAUGAAGAUGAUGUCAGGAGAUUACCCUGCAUGCACCUCUUCCAUCAGGCGUGUGUGGACCAGUGGCUGGCAACCAAUAAGAAGUGUCCGAUCUGCCGGGUAGACAUCGAGACACAGCUGUCUCCAGAUAGCUGAUGUCUCAUGUAGCACUAGUUCAAAGCCCUGUUGUCUUUCUUCGUCCCUUUGUGGGUUCUUUGCCAAAUGUGUGUCAUCUCCAUCACCUCUCACCUUUGACCUUUGCCUUCUGAGCCAACUGACGAUGAUGUAGACUAGGAAAGAUGCGAAACUCUAAAGUGAAAUCCAGGACAGAAUCAGAAAGCACAUGGAGAAGAUCGUUCAAGCAAGAGAUGUUUCAGUAUAGUCUGAUUUUGCAAAGUCUGUCAAUGAAGAUUUCAGUCAGACGUUUAAGAUGGUCAGUGCUGCCCCUCAGAUUUCAGAAUGAUUUUGGAUGAAGACAACCAACUGUUUUCAGUAGGUCACUGAUAAAGCAUUACAGCAUAACCACCACAAAUGUUCGAAAUAUUACAUGUGAUCGGUGAUGAACUUUAAGCAUGCUGCGUUGCAGUUAAAAGUAUUUAGAAUUAAUAAUUUCAGAAAAACAAUUAUGGGAAUCAAAAACAUUAUCAACCAAGAGGUUUGUCUUAAAGUCAAGUGAAUUGAUUGAGCAAUCUUUGCCCGUGUAAGCCAGCUUUCCACACGAGUAGAACAAUGGAUCUGUAUUAAAAAGACUCGCAAUCAGCCGUUGUAUCUGUAAUUAUCGGAGAUGAUUCUCAACGUUUUUAUGUAAACAGUAAGUCCAGGUUUGAUCUGAACCAUAACAGUGUAUUUUGUGCUUGUGGCACCUCCAUGCUUAGAAACGUAUCCACAAAAUGCAUGUUGAAGUGCGAGGCCAGGGCAAGAUGUGACGAGCAUGAGGACGUUUCCUGCGAGAUAUUCUACAAAUCCUAAAGACACUGUGUUCUUAAUACUUCUCUAUUGCAUACCCUUUUGACAUUUAAUCAUGUGCAUGAUAUGAAUUAUAGAUGAACAAUUCAAUUCUGACUAGUUAAAACACUAAUUCUUGAUAUCAGCAAUGGAAUUACUACUAGUGAAAAUGCUAAUUCUUGAUAUAUGACUCAAAAAUGGAAUUAACUAGUAAAAAAAAAAGAAAUUCUUGAAACCUUUAAUUCCAUUUCCACUAGUAGAAUUUCACAAGGAUCUGUCACUCACUCCCAUUUAAAACACAAUUACACAUAUCUAUAAUAUGACAACUACAUAUCAGCAUAGUAAGAGUUUACAUAUUUAGUAAAUUAGAAGUACAAAUAUCCAUUCCUGAUAAUUGCAACUAGUAAAAAUGCAAUGUUUUAUGUCUGCAAUUAGGUUUGCACAAGUAACAAUGUUAAUUCUUGAUAUAAAAAAAUUACAUAACUUGCAGAAAUACCCAUUCUUGAUAGCAAAAAUGGAAUUUCAACUAGUAAAAAACAAACAAAAAAAAAAACAGUUCUUGAAAUCUUUAAUUGCAUUUUCACUAGUAGAUCUGUCAUUCACGCUUGUUCAUAACACAGAUUACAAAUAUCUAUGAGAUAAUUCAAAUUUCACAUAUC
Myxocyprinus asiaticus (Chinese sucker) is the source of this 2771-nucleotide messenger RNA. Its product is annotated as E3 ubiquitin-protein ligase RNF165-like. Lineage: Eukaryota; Metazoa; Chordata; Actinopteri; Cypriniformes; Catostomidae. The record is from RefSeq and is a predicted model, not a curated record. Bases 271 to 1323 code for a protein of 350 amino acids. Gene Ontology annotation, molecular function: zinc ion binding; ubiquitin protein ligase activity. The transcript has 8 exons.